AUGGCUAAAUGCACCAGGAAGGUUGGAAUCAUCAGUAAAUAUGGGACCCGUUAUGGUACCUCCCUCAGGAAAAUGGUGAAGAAAAUUGAAAUCAACCAGCACCCCAAGUACACUUGCUCCCUCUGUGGCAAAACCAAGAUGAAAAGACAAGCUGUGGGGAUCUGGCACUGUGGUUCCUGCAUGAAAACAGUAGCUGGUGGUGCCUGCACCUACACCACUUCUGGCAUCACGGUUAAAGUCAUCAGAAGACUGAAGGAAUUGAAAGACCAGUAG
This is a messenger RNA of Hipposideros armiger (great roundleaf bat), 273 nucleotides long. Its product is annotated as 60S ribosomal protein L37a-like. Gene Ontology annotation, molecular function: structural constituent of ribosome; large ribosomal subunit rRNA binding. Lineage: Eukaryota; Metazoa; Chordata; Mammalia; Chiroptera; Hipposideridae. The coding region runs from base 1 to 273 and encodes 90 amino acids. The transcript has a single exon. Gene Ontology annotation, cellular component: cytosolic large ribosomal subunit; ribosome. Gene Ontology annotation, biological process: translation. The record is from RefSeq and is a predicted model, not a curated record.